AUGUGGACACCAGACGGGUACGUGUACCUUGUCGUUGGAAAUGACGAGAUUAGGAGGCAUGUGAAGAUCCUCCUCGACCCCCAGAGUCCCGAAAAUGUUAUAUCCACGCACUGUCUUUCCCUCUUUCCUGGAUACACGUACAGCGCGUCCGCCGGCGUCCCCAUCGGCACCAGCAUUACCGGUCGCGAAAACUACUUGAGCAUAGCCGAAGUCGAGAUCAGAUGGAAUGGAAUCAAUAACAAUGCGCGGCGAUUCACUGGGCCCUAUUUUCGGGAGACCCUUUACGAAUCGUCGACCUGCCACGUCAUGGAAUCCGAUGAAUUUUAUCUCAUCAUCGGGCGACCUACCAUCAAUAGGCUAGAGCUCUUUAAACGCAACAAGAAGCGAAUAAUCGCUGCCUGGCGGGGUUACAAUACCAGCGUGAAUAAUGAGAACGUCGAUGACGAGCAAGAAUCCGCCGAGGAUAGACGCAAAAAAGCAAAAGAGGCCCAGAAACAGCGCGAGAAAGAAGAAAAGGACAAGAGAGUCAAAAAAUAG
This is a messenger RNA of Alternaria conjuncta, 537 nucleotides long. RefSeq lists its product as uncharacterized. The transcript is spliced from 2 exons. The record is from RefSeq and is a predicted model, not a curated record. NCBI's taxonomy places the organism in Eukaryota, Fungi, Ascomycota, Dothideomycetes, Pleosporales, Pleosporaceae. The coding region runs from base 1 to 537 and encodes 178 amino acids.